Molecule: messenger RNA, 387 nt
Organism: Fusarium graminearum PH-1
Lineage: Eukaryota; Fungi; Ascomycota; Sordariomycetes; Hypocreales; Nectriaceae
Exons: 6
Coding region: 1-387 (128 amino acids)
Biological process (GO): nucleosome assembly
Molecular function (GO): protein heterodimerization activity; structural constituent of chromatin; DNA binding
Source: RefSeq, a predicted model, not a curated record
AUGGCCAUGCAGAAGAGGGGAAUCGGUCGACCUGCUGGUCAUCAGAGUACCGGCGGUAAAACGAUUCUGGGUGGCAAACGACACCGCAAGAUCUUGCGAGACAAUAUCCAUGGAAUCAAUACAUUUGCUGACCGUAUCAUUCUAGCCAAGCCCGCUAUUCGACGACUUGCUCGCCGCGGUGGUGUGAAGCGCAUCUCAGCAGGCAUCUAUGAGGAGAUCCGCACUGCGCUCAAAGCUCGCCUGGAGACUAUUCUCCGAAACUGCGUUAUCUACGUGGAAUACAGAAACGCCAAGACCGUCACCGUCCAGGAUGUUAUUCACAGUCUAAGCCGCAUGGGGCGCCCUCUCUGGGGGUUUGACCUCGAAACAUACAACCCUAACAAGUAG